This is a messenger RNA of Sphenostylis stenocarpa, 1983 nucleotides long. Lineage: Eukaryota; Viridiplantae; Streptophyta; Magnoliopsida; Fabales; Fabaceae. The record is from the annotation of a GenBank genome assembly.
AUGUUGCGCCGGUCCAUUUUGCAAAUAUCAUCUCGCCCAGCUCUAAGAACGAACCCCAGACGUUUUGUAUAUCAGCAGAUACCUUUACAUCUAUCUUCACAAAAGAAUUUCUCAACUGCAUCAAAACCAGGGGGUGCGUCAGCGUCUGGGUCUCCGAGCAAGCCACCUGAGUCUAGUGGCACUCUAUCGAAGUUUUUCAUUGGAAGUGUAGCUUUAGGUGCUGCUUUUCUGGCAGCAUAUCAAACCGGUUAUUUGGAUCAAUAUCUUAAGAAAGAACAUCAUAGUGUUCCACACAAAGCUCAUGUCAACACAACCAUUGAAGAAGUGAAGACUGUACAACAUUCAACGGACCAGUUAAUUUCACCUAAUGAGAAAUUGAACAGCGAGAAUCCCACUGUACAGCUUGCAGAGCAGAAUAUUGAUGCCCAUUUUUCACAGCCAGAAAUAGAAGAUCAGGUGGAUAAGUUGAGUACUGUUCAAGAAAAAUUUAAUAUUCCUGAAGAUGGUACUGUUGCUGCAAAAGAAAACCAAUUGCCUGAAUAUCCUCAAAGCAGUCUAACAUCUGAUGAUCCAAGUAAAAAAUCUGUUGUGCAAUCUGAUGGGAUUAUUGGAAUACAAAGCAUUGAGACAGACAAUACCCCAAGACCAGAGGGACUUCAAAAUACAUCCACAUCUACACAGAUCAGUUCAGUUUCAGAUGAAAAUGGGAUGAAAAAUAUUCAAUCAGAGCAACUUGAAAUACAAGAAUCAGAGAAGAAAAGAGAGAGUGCAUUAGACAAAGAUAUAGAGCAACAACCCACCCUCCUUGAGGAGUAUCACUUAAGGAAUAAAUCAGAAAGAAACCCUGCACCUGAUAUAUUUAGUCAUGGCUUUACUGAGAAUAGCCAUUUCCCUGAAGGAAAAGAGGCACUUAGUGGUGCAAUGGAUGAGUUGAAAGGUGGUUAUGUGUCAGAGGAUGGAAAACUGGUUUUUGAUUUCUUGCAAGCCAUCCAUGCUGCUGAGAAAAGACAGGCGGACUUAGAUGCUCAUGUUUUUAAUGAAGAAAAGAAAGUGUUGAAGGAAAAAUAUGAAAAGAAGUUGAAAGAUGCAGCUGCCGUGGAACUAAGGCUUGCUGAGGAGGCUGCGAUGUUGGACAAGAGGAGUACAAAAGACAUUGAUAAAGAAUCCAAGUUGAAGCCUGAUCAAGAGCUAAAGAGAGAGAGAGCAAAAGCCGCCCUUGCUAUCAAGUCGCUUCAAGAAAAGAUGGAAGAGAAACUGAAGACAGAACUUGAACAAAAGGAAAUUGAAGCUGAAUUGAAGUUGAAACAAGUUCAGGAAUUAGCAAAGGCAGAGUUAAAUGCAGCCAUAGCAAAUGAGAAGGCAGCCCAAAUUGAAAAAAUGGCUGAAGCAAAUGUUAAUAUAAAUGCCUUAUGCAUGGCAUUUUAUGCUCGAUCUGAAGAAGCUCGUCAAAGUAAUGCUACACAAAAUUUUGCUUUGAGAGCACUUGCAUUGGAAGAUGCACUAUCUAAAGGAUUGCCAAUUGAGACAGAAAUAGCAUCUUUGCAGUCUUAUCUUGGAGGCAUAGAUAAAGAUUCAGUUUUGGAUUUGGUGCUAGCAUCCCUUCCUGAAGACACACGAAGCAAUGGCACAGACACACAACUGCAGUUAAAGCAGAAGGCAAGCUGUGCUCUUUUUGAUGCCUUAAAAGAUAGUGUGCGACACUUCAGCUUUUUCCCACCAGGAGGGGGAGGUAUAUUGGCACAUUUUUUGGCACAUGUAGCAUCCUGGUUGAAGGUUAGGGAAGACGACCAAUCUGGUGACGGAAUUGAAUCUGUCAUCAAUAAAGUAGAGAGUUAUUUGGCUGAAGGAAAACUUGUUGAAGCAGCAGAUUGUCUGGAAGAAAGUGUGAGAGGCACAGAAGCUGCAGAAAUCGUUGCAGGUUGGGCGAGGCAAGCAAGAAACAGGGCUAUUUCUGAGCAAGCUAAAGACACUGCACAUGACUAG